Symbiodinium sp. CCMP2592 is the source of this 1668-nucleotide messenger RNA. The record is from the annotation of a GenBank genome assembly. NCBI's taxonomy places the organism in Eukaryota, Dinophyceae, Suessiales, Symbiodiniaceae.
AUGUCGAAGCAAGCUCGUGCGGUGCUCCAGGACGAAGGUCGUGCGGUGGACCUCUACUUCGGGAAAAACAAGGCCCAGAUGAGAAUGAUGACACUGAAGCAUGCUUUCGCUUUGUCUGCGAAUGCAACAGUCUGCGAGCACGUCGCCCUGCACGGUUGGGUUCACAAGGGCCUAGAGCCUGACGGACGUUUCCUGGACGCUGAAGCCCUGGUCCAAGGCAGAGUCGUGCAGUUGAGGCUCGGUGACAGCAGCUCCCCUGCAGACUCCAAGCAGCCCUCGGACACACCAGGGAAACGGAAGCGAGACGAGCUGCUUUGUCUUCCGAGCAGGUCUGAGUUCAUUGAGCGGCUGCAGAGUAUACGUGGGCUUACCGAUGCCCACAUCGAGAAAAUUACAACUGGCCUGGGCAUGCCUGCAAUCAAGCACGACACCGGCCUGAAGUAUGAGAGAGAAAAACGAUGCCUUCGGGACCUUCUGCUACCAGCAGCGAAGGGAGACCCGAUAAGGAUCCCUGUCAUGAGCCUAGCUGCGUCAUUGACUCAGAAGUGCCAGGCGAACAAAGCAUUCGCAGACAUUUUGUCUGCGGCUGUAAAAACGGCACCUGACGGCACCCUGGAUGCCCUGGUGUAUGUCAACGAAGCCGUCCCAGGCAACAUUGUCCAACCAGACAACCGCAGAAAAGCGUACCUCAUGUACAUUAGCUUCCUGCAGUUGGCCACGACGUUGCAGGCAGAGUACUCAUGGACGACGGUGGGGUGCGUCAGGCAUUCUCUAGUAAAUGCAGCAGCUGGAGGCUUGGCCGGCGUCAUGUGCGAAUUCGUUGGCCGCCUGCAGGAGGAGCUCCAGGGUUUCGCAAUCCAGGACAGCACGGGCUCGCCCGUUUUGGUGCGCACCCAAACCCUGCUUGGCUGGCGAUACGUGCCGCAGAGUCUCCCCUGCCGGCAACCCGACUUGAUCCCUCCGCAGCGGGUUCUCUACGACGGGCAACAUUGCUUCUAUGUGAACGGUAUAGUGAACGUGGAGCUGGGACUCUUCCUGGAUGCAGCGCUCGAAGCGGGUGCUCUUGAGAAAACAGCAGAGCUGGCGGAUGCCUUGGCAAAACAUGCUUGGCAGGGUCCAGAUAUGAGGGUGGCGCGACUGCUCGGUUCCAAACUCUUGCAAUCCGGUGGGGAAUAUCGCGGCAAGGCCUCCGAAACAAUGUCGGUCUUGCCUUUGGUCAUUUUCUUUGCCGAGAGAGUGCUGGCUCCUUGCGAGUUGCUGAGGGACAACGUUCGAUCACUGCAGCUACUCUGCCGAAUUUGUAAUUAUGUGCGUUUCCUGAAGCAGUCCCGGGACAAAGCGGCGGCCCGGGACAUGCUCCAGCUGCAAAAGAAGCACCUUGAACUUUACGAGAAGUGCUACGGGACGGACAAAGUGAAACUGAAGCACCACUAUGCGAUGCACAUACCUUCCCAACUUGAGGAAAGCCAUGUUCUGGCUGAUUGCUUCCCCACUGAGAGGCGAAACAAUCUCUUCAAGCAGGAUGUGGCACCCAGAAUGAAGAAACUAACAGGUUUCGAACAAGCUGCCUUGCUGCGACUUGCAAGGACGGAUGCCCAAAUGCAAACGUCCUUCAGUUUGCAGCCAGCCUUGGAGAACCCAAGACCUGAUGCAGCUCUGGCACUGUAG